AUGUGCAAGUUCAGGGUGCUGUUGCUAUGCUUUGCAGUUGUGGCGGUACAUUUUAGAAAUGUACAUUGCUUAUCGGAUGAAGACAAGAAAGUUCUACUGGAUGGUCUGGAAUCUAUCGCUCAUGAUUGUUUGCAUGGAUGUGGUAUUGAUGAAAAGGAAAUAGAGAGUUUUGGUUCCGACGACAAUCUUGAUCAGUGUUUCAAGAAAUGCGUUAUGACAGAUGCUGGAUUUUUAGAUUUAGAUGGCAAAUAUAACAAGGACAUAUUAAGUGAAUCUUUGACGAAGGUAACUGGCAAACAAGACAACGCUGAAAGGAUCUUAAAUGAACUAGAUCGCUGCUUCACUGAAAAUGGAGAUAAUUCAGAAAUGAAUGAAGAAGCUCAUAUGAAGCGUGUUGAUAUUCUUUUCGCUUGUCUAAGAGAAAUUAGAGAGGUAUUUUUUUUCCAGUAACCUUAACGUUAGCGACAAAGGUUGAGACCUCCACCAACGGAUAGAAACGCUGCUGUAUUUAAGAUGCAAAUAAAUAAUGAAAU
Messenger RNA from Spodoptera litura, 533 nucleotides. Lineage: Eukaryota; Metazoa; Arthropoda; Insecta; Lepidoptera; Noctuidae. The record is from RefSeq and is a predicted model, not a curated record.